AUGAGGUUUGUCCAAUGCCUUGUUGAAGUCCGGGAUGUGGGUUCCAGGCUCGAUGGACGUAGCCAUCGGCUCCAAGAGGGAAGUUUCAGACAGUCGCAAUCGCGGAAGCCUGCUCCGUUCGAUCCGAGAUGCCCGCCAAGCUCACGUGCGCAGCCCACAAAGCCUUUUCUUUCACUUCUAUUGCUUUGCAAUAGCUGCAAUAGCCUUUGCAAGCUUGUGCUGCCACAGGUACCGCUCGACCUUCAUCUCUGUCCAGGCCAGGAGCCCUCGACGUUCUGCGCGCGUGUGCUGCGCCCGUGUGGGCGUGCCCGUGUGUGCCUCGGUGUGCCUCCGUGUGCCUCCGUGUGCCUCCGUGUGCCUCCGUGUGCCUGCGUGUGCCUGUGUGUGCCUGUGUGUGCCUGUGUGUGCCUGUGUGUGCCUGUGUGUGCCUGUGUGUGCCUGUGUGUGCCUGUGUGUGCCUGUGUGUGCCUCCGUGUGCGGGCACGGCGCCCACCCGGCCCAUGGCCCCUGCAGGACCAGGACGUGGUGCGCGGCGCCAGCCAGCGCGCUCGCAGCCUGCCUCCUCGGAGCGAGUCUGCUGGCCAUGAACACGCAGAGUCCCGGUUCGUGGAAAACCUCCUGCAAAGGCGUGCAGCGUCCUUCGGCUUGCACGAGACCGAGGACUGCAAGAUCGAGACGGUCGAGGAUGCCAAGGAUGCCACGGAUGCCGAGGAUGUGGGGGAUGUUCCGGUUUCGCCUUCUGAGGAGGCUGAGGUGUUGGAGGAGGUGUUGGCCCUGAGUGAAGGCGGCUUUGGUCACCCAGAGGUGUGCGGACGUCCUUGCGUUCGCUUCAUGCACGGCAACUGUGAACAGGGCGCCGCGUGCCAAUACUGCCAUCUAGAGCACACGAGGCCAUGGAGGGGAACAGAGACCUGGCGAGCUGUCUGCGCCACACUGCGCAGUCAUCGCCGUGUCAUUGCCGGAACCUGGGAGUCUGGGGAAAUCUGGGAACAGGGCCGCGCCCUUGUGAGGCCGAAGCUGAAGCUUGACAAGCGACAGCGUCAGUGUCUCGACAGCUUGAACGAGCAGCAGGCCCUGCGCGUGCUGUCCGUCCUCCUGCCCUACAUCGCCACGCGUUGCCAAGAUCAGGGCCUUGCUGAGCCGAUGGCGGAGGUUUUGGGCUUGCUCCAAAGCAGGCUCCAAGAGCUCUCGGCGCCGUUGCCAACGACGCCUGUGCCGCGCAGCAAGAGCACAUUCCUGCGAGUGAUCCUGAAGAGGCGGAGAACGGCGGAGAAGUUGUGCGCAUGUUGCGCAUGUUGGUUGUCUGAUGCAAACCUUACGACGUGA
Molecule: messenger RNA, 1326 nt
Organism: Symbiodinium natans
Lineage: Eukaryota; Dinophyceae; Suessiales; Symbiodiniaceae
Source: the annotation of a GenBank genome assembly